Lolium perenne is the source of this 1254-nucleotide messenger RNA. RefSeq names its product peroxisome biogenesis protein 22. Lineage: Eukaryota; Viridiplantae; Streptophyta; Magnoliopsida; Poales; Poaceae. Gene Ontology annotation, biological process: peroxisome organization. The record is from RefSeq and is a predicted model, not a curated record.
CGGGCACGCGCUUCCUUUCCUUCCUUGCUCUGCGAAGAAGAUAAGCACAGGUCCGUGCUCUCCCCAGUCGUCGCGCCUCGCUUCGCUGGCUCCGGUCGCCUCACACGACUCCGCCCGCGCUUUCCCGGCCUCCUCCUCCUCGCACCAAUCCGGCGACCCGCCGCCAGAUCGGCCGCCUCCUGCACCACGCAGCGCCCCUCGCAAUGCCGGGCCUCGCCGCCGCCGAGCUGGACGCCGUCUCGCUGGUGCGCCGCGUCGCCCGCGCCCUCAACCGCCGGAUCUCCGACCUCGUCGCCCUGCUCUUCCGCCACAAGAGCGCGGGGUCCUUCGGCGCCGUCGCGGGCUUCGCCAUCGCCGUCGUGUUCGCGUGGAAGUUCCUGCGCUCCUCCUCGCCCGCGCGGCCCCGCCGGCCCGCCGCCCCCAAGCGGCCCCUGCCCGGUUCCGCCGCGCCUGCCACCGACGCGACCGAGCCCGUCGGUGACUCUGGGAAGCUCUCAACGCGGCAGAUCGUGGCGAGGCGGCUUAGCGGGUGCAGAAGGGUCACUUGCCAACUAAUUGGUGUUGUUUUUGAGGAGAAAUCUCCUGAGGAGCUUCAGAAACAUGCCACUGUUAGGCCCUCAGUGGUGGAACUACUACUGGAGAUAUCCAAAUACUGUGAUUUUUAUUUGAUGGAAACUGUACUUGAUGACAAGAGUGAGGAGAAUGCUCUUGCGGCCCUGGAGAGUGCUGGACUGUUCAAGACUGGUGGUUUGAACAAAGAAAAGGUACUCUUUUGCAGCAGCGAAGUUGGACGAACUUCAUUUGUUCGACAGUUGGAGUCAGAUUUCCACAUUGACACAAGCCUCGAGAUAAUCUCCCAACUAUCUCGGUUCAUUCGAUGCCAGCUAUUCGUAUCCUCCGUGGAAGGAGGGCAGCUCUCUGCCAAUGUAUUUAAUUCUCUGAGCCUUGAGCAGUUCUUCUCAUGAAAACGGCAGCACAACUUAAAGGUGUUAUGCUCGCGCUAAAUGUGUGUAUGCUGAUAGCGCUUGAAGCCCUGAGAUCCACUUCAAUGAUACUAGCUUGGCAGGAUAUACGAUGAAGAAUGCAUCUGUUCCUGAUCAUGCUGCUGCAGCCGGUGUCCGAUUUCAGUUGAUCUCAUCGGUGAGCUGUGGAGGUAAUUAGGACGAUAUAAUUUAGAUGCCUGUAGUUCAUGGUCAGGCACCGGUAUGUUGUAAAUUGACCCCUUGUCUUUUAUAUAUAUAAAGAACUUGUUCA